Messenger RNA from Cotesia glomerata, 1289 nucleotides. It is a transcript of the gene Ran, whose product is annotated as GTP-binding nuclear protein Ran. The transcript is spliced from 4 exons. Gene Ontology annotation, biological process: ribosomal subunit export from nucleus; protein import into nucleus. Gene Ontology annotation, cellular component: nucleus; cytoplasm. The record is from RefSeq and is a predicted model, not a curated record. The coding region runs from base 190 to 837 and encodes 215 amino acids. Gene Ontology annotation, molecular function: GTPase activity; GTP binding. NCBI's taxonomy places the organism in Eukaryota, Metazoa, Arthropoda, Insecta, Hymenoptera, Braconidae.
AAAAUAUUGUAUUAUUUUUUUUAAUUCAGAAAUUUCAUUUUUUUCUUUAAUAUAUCCCCAUAUUAAAAUAACAUAUUACCGGUACGCGGGUACUAGAUUAGUCACUUCGGAGGAACGCCAUUGUGAGCCAUAACGACUGUGCAGCAAGGUUCUAUUAACGAGUAACGUUACAAUAAAAAAAAAAGCAAAAUGGCCCAGGAAGCUGAUAUGCCUACCUUCAAGUGUGUCCUCGUCGGUGACGGAGGUACUGGAAAAACUACAUUCGUAAAGCGUCACUUGACUGGAGAGUUCGAGAAGAAGUACGUAGCGACUCUUGGAGUUGAAGUCCAUCCUCUGAUUUUCCACACAAACCGAGGACCCAUCAGAUUCAACGUAUGGGAUACAGCUGGUCAAGAAAAAUUUGGAGGUCUUCGUGACGGUUAUUACAUCCAGGGUCAGUGUGCUGUUAUUAUGUUUGACGUUACAUCACGUGUAACGUAUAAAAAUGUACCCAACUGGCACAGAGACUUAGUACGUGUCUGUGAGAAUAUUCCAAUUGUUUUAUGCGGUAACAAAGUUGAUAUUAAAGACAGAAAAGUCAAAGCCAAAAGUAUUGUUUUCCACCGAAAGAAGAAUCUUCAGUACUACGACAUCAGUGCUAAGAGUAAUUACAACUUUGAGAAACCUUUCUUGUGGCUAGCUAGAAAAUUGAUUGGUGACCCUAACUUGGAGUUCGUCGCCAUGCCAGCUCUAUUACCACCAGAGGUUACCAUGGAUCCACAAUGGCAGCAACAAAUUGAAAAGGAUCUUAAGGAAGCCCAAGAAACGGCAUUGCCUGAAGAUGAUGAGGAUCUAUAGGUUAAUUGUGCGUACGGCCAAACAAAGUACUGAGCAAGUGGACACCGCUGUGCAAGAGUGUUCUUUGAAACAGAAGUUAAUUUUAAUAAAAUAAUAAUGCAGUUAGUUUGAUAAUAAACAUUUGAGGACUGUUUCUUAUUUUUCUAAUUGAAAUUGAUUAAUGUGUUAUUUAACUUGAAAACUGUAACUUUUUUUUACUGCAUGAAUAGUUUCGAUUUUAAAUGCGAAACUUUUUAAAUUCAAGUUGAUGAAUAAUAACUGGAAACAAUCAAGAGCGGUGUGUGAAUUUGUUAAAAGUUUAUUACUUUGAAUGUGUGGUAUAAAUUAUAAAUAUAUCAUAAGAAUGUGUAAUGUUUAAAAUAUUUUUUUUUUGAAUGAGCGUUUAAUGUGCCUGUUUUUAAAUAAACACUGCUGUUUAUCAAUAAAUAACAACUGAUUAAUAAUUACCACAA